AUGCAGACACAGAAGGUCAAGACCAAGGACACGUUACGUAAGAGCCGAGCCGUACCAGGCCGUUCAGACUAUCUCCUCUGGAUGUGGGACCCCACCCCAGCGCUGCAGAGAGCCGUGUAUAAAAGGAGCCAGAACACUCAUGAACAUCGGCCUCCUGCAAAAGUCCCAAGAAAGCUGCAAGAACUCAACAUCAACAUGACAAAGCUCACAGUUCUCGCAGGCUUGUGUCUUGUGAUGGGCCAGUUGGCGUCUGCAUCCCAGAUGAUCUGCUACUUCACCAACUGGUCCCAGUACAGACCUGGCACCGGGAAAUACAUGCCCCAGAACGUGGACCCCUUCCUCUGCACACACCUCAUCUACGCUUUCUCCAUCAUCAAUCCCAGAAACGAGUUGGUGACUUACGAAUGGAACGACGAGACCCUGUACAAAACCUUCAAUGGCCUCAAGAGCAAGAACACCGGUCUGAAGACUUUGCUCGCUGUGGGAGGAUGGAACUUUGGGUCAACACAGUUCUCCAUCAUGGUCUCCACUCCAGCCAAUCGUCAGACUUUCAUCCAGUCUUCCAUCCGAUUCCUGAGGACCCAUGGCUUUGAUGGUCUGGACUUGGACUGGGAGUACCCUGGAUCCCGAGGAAGUCCCCCAAUAGAUAAACAGAGGUUCACUCUUUUGUGCAAGGAACUGGUAGAAGCCUACGCAGCAGAGGCUAAGAUAUCAGGCAGGCCUCAGCUCAUGCUCACAGCUGCAGUGUCCGCUGGAAAGGGAACCAUCGACGCUGGAUAUGAGAUCGCAGAGAUUGCUAAGUACUUGGACUUCAUUAAUGUGAUGACGUAUGACUUCCACGGAGCCUGGGAGAGAUUCACUGGACACAACAGCCCACUGUACCGCGGCUCUCAUGACAGCGGGGAUCUCAUUUACUUCAACACAGAUUAUGCCAUGAAAUACUGGAGAGACCAAGGAACCCCCUCUGACAAGCUGAGGAUGGGAUUUGCAGCUUACGGUCGCACUUUCCGACUGACCUCCUCCAGCACGAGUGUCGGAGCGCCCGCUAGUGGUGCCGCAUCCGCCGGACCUUUCACUCGGGAGGCCGGAUUCUGGUCCUACUAUGAGAUUUGCACGUUCUUGAAGGGGACAAGUAUCCAAUGGAUCGCUGACCAGAAGGUUCCAUAUGCCAGCAAGAACAGUGAAUGGGUGGGAUUUGACACCAAAGAGAGCUACGAAACAAAGGUGCAAUAUAUGAAUGACAACAAUUUCGGAGGUGUGUUCGUCUGGGCCUUGGAUUUGGACGACUUCAACGGAGAGUUCUGCGGACAAGGAAAACACCCACUGAUGGGCCAUCUCAGCAAACUUGUGACCGGUGGGGUGCCUCCUCAGCCUGGAACUACUACCAACAGACCAGGCGUUUCGACCACAACCGGCAGACCAGGCGUUUCGACCACAACCGGCAGACCGACCACCACCCCCAGACCCGGCCCAACCACCACCACCACCCUCCCUCCGCCCGGGCCAAACUUCUGCAAGGGCCUGGCUGAUGGAAUUUACGCCCACCCGACCGACCAGACCAAGUUCUUUGAGUGUGCCGGCGGGAAAACCUUUGUGAAGAGCUGCGGCGGAGGCACAGUGUUCGACAACGCCUGCAAAUGCUGCACUUGGCCCAAGAAUUAA
Messenger RNA from Knipowitschia caucasica, 1662 nucleotides. The record is from the annotation of a GenBank genome assembly. Lineage: Eukaryota; Metazoa; Chordata; Actinopteri; Gobiiformes; Gobiidae.